Molecule: messenger RNA, 1069 nt
Organism: Macadamia integrifolia
Lineage: Eukaryota; Viridiplantae; Streptophyta; Magnoliopsida; Proteales; Proteaceae
Product: protein TERMINAL FLOWER 1-like
Exons: 4
Coding region: 240-758 (172 amino acids)
Biological process (GO): negative regulation of flower development; vegetative to reproductive phase transition of meristem
Cellular component (GO): nucleus; cytoplasm
Source: RefSeq, a predicted model, not a curated record
UGAGGUGCUGUCACCUUGCUAAUCUAGAUUAACAGAAAACUCAAAUUCUUUACUUUUCAUGAUGUUAUAGAAUCUAUAAUUUUUUUUUUAUCACUUGUACCUAGCCUCCAUAGAUCUUCUUCUAACACUAUAAAUUGGAUGCUUCUACUUCCAAACCCAAUAAGAUAACCUCCACAGAAACAUUGGCCUAUACAAUCACUGAGGCAUCCAAAGUCACCUGCCUUUUUAUCCUUCUUCUCAUGGCAAGAACAUUAGAGCCUCUUAUAGUUGGAAGAGUGAUUGGAGAUGUCCUCGACUCCUUCUCUCCAGUAGGGAAUAUGACAGUGACUUACAACAACAAGCAAGUCUGCAACGGCCAUGAGCUCUUCCCCUCCACGGUUACCUGUAGGCCGAGGGUUGAGGUUCAUGGAGGAGACAUGAGAUCCUUCUUCACACUGGUGAUGACAGACCCAGAUGUCCCUGGCCCUAGUGAUCCAUAUUUGAGGGAGCACCUGCACUGGAUAGUGACAGACAUUCCCGGCACCACAGAUGCUACAUUUGGAAGGGAGAUGGUGAGUUAUGAGAUCCCAAGGCCUAAUAUAGGGAUCCACAGGUUUGUGUUUGUGCUGUUCAAGCAGAAGAGGAGGAAUACAGUGAGCCCACCAACAUCAAGGGAUCACUUCAACACUCGAAGCUUUGCUGCUAUGAACGAUCUUGGGCUUCCUGUAGCUGCGGUCUUCUUCAAUGCGCAGAGGGAAACAGCUGCAAGAAGACGUUAGAAGUCCCCACCACAGCACAAGAGAGACCAUCCACUACCGCAACAAAAUCUAAAGUACCAAAUUAUUAUAAGAUUUGUUGCUAAAUAAGCUGAUUGUGGGCGUGUAGGCCCCGAAGAAAUGCUCAAACUUAUUGCUUAGAAUAAUUAUAGUGUACACUAGAGAAAAGAGGCAUUUGUUUGUCUCUCUUUCACCUUUUUACAUAUCUUCAAAUUAAAAAGCUGUAUGGUCGUCAGAGUAAGGGUUUUAGGCUUUGUAAGAAGUUCCAUUAUCUAGUGAAUAUAAGAGUAGUAGCUACACAAGCAUGGUUGAAA